AUGCAGGGUAGCUGGGCGAUCUUGAAGAAGAACUGUACGAACUUCUUCUCUGGUGUUACGCUGUUUGCUAAACAGACACAGGAUGCCGUUGACAUUUGGUUGCGAAUUUACAAUCGUCAACAGAAGUAUGGGCCCACUGACUUUGUGGAACAGAGCGAAACGUACUCUCCCGACUACCACAAGCGUUUUCAUUCACAAGACAAGAACAUGUGGGUCGAUAUGGAGCUUAGCAAGGAGGUCUCCCAGGAGGAAAUAGCGAAGCUUAUGCGGUACAAGUUGGACAUGUGGCGUAUGGUGCACUGCACUGGUUCUGUACUGGUGAUUGGUGGCUACGCCCUUCCGCUGGCUCUCUUUUGGCUUGCCAAUGACACAUGGGUGCCGUCUUCGUUUAAUGCUACCCCUGAGGAGCUCAAGGCAUGGCGUCACGCUCAAGACCUAUACCGCUACCGCAGUAUUCCGUCAUAUUUAACAGACACAAAGUGGCACUUUGACUUCCACGCGUAUCCGUGGAACGAAACGCAGGAGCAAGCUUGGGAUGACCUGUUUGAGAAGAAUGAUGUCUGGCGGGACCCAAAAUUGAUUCGCCAUGCAGCUGAGAUGUACGACGGAUUUAUCAAGUUUGAACUCAUUCGUCGCAAGUCUUUGCGCCAUCUUUCCCGCAGCAUGAACAUUCCAACGUUCCCAAUGCUCACGCGGCUGUGCAAUGGUACGCGGGUUCGUGACUACUGGAACCUUGCAUGGUGCGAGGACUACAUGGUCAUUACCCAGAAGCUUCACGAAAAGAUGUCCGAUGAGGAUCUCUACGACUAUGCCUGGCGAAGGUUCUUGGCUCCGUAUGACAAGAACCUUACACGUGAGCAAUUGAUGGAGCGUGUGGAGGGGUACUUUACCUUCCUUGGACCUGAGUUUGUUGAGAAGGGCAAGGCACCAAACCUUGUGAUUCUAACAAACUACGUCAUGGGUUACUACAAUGAUCCCGCCUACCUGGAGGAGGACAUUUCGGAGCUGGACAAGAACGACUACGAUCAUCUGGCAAGCUGGGGCAAGGACGCCUUUCUGCGCCGGUUGGAGUUUGAAAAUGGCCCGUUGCGUGAUCAGGUGGAAGCGCACACCCAGAAGCUGUUGGCGGAACGGGAGGAAGCUGAACAGCACGCAGCAAAAGCUGCUGCUUCUACCAACACGGGCUAA
This is a messenger RNA of Trypanosoma rangeli, 1188 nucleotides long. RefSeq lists its product as uncharacterized. The record is from RefSeq and is a predicted model, not a curated record. NCBI's taxonomy places the organism in Eukaryota, Euglenozoa, Kinetoplastea, Trypanosomatida, Trypanosomatidae. The transcript has a single exon. The coding region runs from base 1 to 1188 and encodes 395 amino acids.